Molecule: messenger RNA, 3600 nt
Organism: Microtus oregoni (creeping vole)
Lineage: Eukaryota; Metazoa; Chordata; Mammalia; Rodentia; Cricetidae
Product: AF4/FMR2 family member 1-like
Biological process (GO): regulation of gene expression
Cellular component (GO): nucleus; super elongation complex
Source: RefSeq, a predicted model, not a curated record
AUGCCGGAAGUUGGCAAAUUGGACAUCAGUGAAAAUAGUAACCUUCUUCGGAUUUGAGAGAAGGAGAGAGGCAACCAAGAAGCUCACCCGGAGAAAGAGGUGUUUGCAGAAAAGAUGCCACUGUUUGGAGAGCCGUACAAGACUACAAACAGGGAUGAGUUGUCGCGUCGGAUACAGAACAUACUAGGAGACUACGAAGUGAUGAAGGAGUUAUGGAGAUCUAUGUCUUGUACUCAGUGUCCAAAUGGUUCUGAAGACAGCCAGGGGAAGCCGAAAUAUCCUUCAUUUCAUGACAAGGAGAGCCUUGAAUCCAACUCCUGUUGCACGCACAUCUACCACAAGCUUUUCGGUACUUCUUCUGCCCGUGGAUCACCUUUUGUUGGUAACAUUAGCCACAGUUCAAAGAUGGCACCACCAAGGAUGGAGCCAGUGCCAAGUCUCCAUGCCAAAAACUAUGGUCCACCCGACAAACAGCAUCUGACUCGAGAUCGCCUCAGUCAGGAGGGGCACUCUUCAAACCACAAAAAGUGUGACCGCAGAGCUGAUGGUGACUCAGCUCCGGCUAAAAAACUCUCACCCUUAAUCUCCCCUGUGUCCCAUUUGUCCCCUGUACAUUCCAGACUGCAAAGAACCAGCAAGGUUUACAGCAGCAGUAGCACUAGCAAUAAAGGCUACUGUGCGGACGUGUCUUCCAAGGACCUGAAGGUGAAGGUUCAAGAUAACGCGACUCCUCUGGACACUUCUUCCAAGGACCUGAAGGUGAAGUUUCAAGAUAACGAGCCUCCUCUCGCCAGUUCAGUGGUUAUUAUGAGACUGGGAGUGGCCUCUUCUCAAACGUUUCCACCCCCACCCCUUCCCUCAGAAAGUGUUGCAAUGCAGCAGAAGCCCAUGACAUGUAUCUGGCCCACGGACGGUCAGAAUCAGGCUCCCAGUGAGUCCUUGGGCCUGAAGCCGCCACUGGAAGACAAUGGUCAGCAGAGCUUCGAAAAACUGGAUGUAAAAGUGCCAGCCAAAGCCAAACUCACCAGACUGAAGAUAUCUUCACAGUCGGAGUCGGUGGAGCAGUUGUUCUCCAAUGAAGUCCGCUGCAUUGAGGAGAUUCUGAAGGAAAUGACCCAUUCGUGGCUCCCUCCUCGGACAGCCAAGCAUAAACCCAGGACGGCCAAGACCAAGCAUACACCCAGUACGGCCAAGUCAUCCAGAUCUCCUUUCCCUACAAAGGAGCCUCUGCCCAAUAGUUCUGCAACCCAAAGCCAAAAUCAAUACGAUCCGGCUUCCAAAAUUUAUCCCAAUUCCCAGCAAAAAACAUCCACACUCGGAACAUCCAUACUCUGGGAGGACCUGCAGCUCAGUGAUAGUGAAGAGAGCGACACUGAACAAACUGCAGAGAAGCUUCCUUCCCUAUCUGCACCUCCAAGCGCUCCCCAGAUUCUCCCCAAGCCGGAUCCCAAUUCCCAGCAAGGAACAUCCAUACUCUGGGAGGACCUGCAGCUCAGUGAUAGUGAAGAGAGCGACAUUGAACAAACUGCAGAGAAGCUUCCUUCCCUAUCUGCACCUUCAAGCGCUGCCCAGAUUCUCCCCAAGCCGGAUCCCAAUUCCCAGCAAGGAACAUCCAUACUCUGGGAGGACCUGCAGCUCAGUGAUAGUGAAGAGAGCGACAUUGAACAAGCUGCAGAGAAGCUUCUUUCCCUAUCUGCACCUCCAAGCGCUGCCCAGAUUCUCCCCAAGCCGGAUCCCAAUUCCCAGCAAAAAACAUCCAUACUCUGGGAGGACCUGCAGCUCAGUGAUAGUGAAGAGAGCGACAUUGAACAAGCUGCAGAGAAGCUUCCUUCCCUAUCUGCACCUCCAAGCGCUCCCCAGAUUCUCCCCAAGCCGGUGGUGUCAGCACAUUCCAGUAGUGCAAAGUCGGAAAAUAAUGGUGAAAACCGCAACACUGACCAGCUACACCCUGAGUCCAAAGGCUCUCCCCCCAAGAGUUCCAGCAAAGCCGUCCAGGAUCCCACUGAAGGGCCCCAACCUGAGGAGAGGAGCUGCCAGAAAUCCCCUGCCCAACAGGAGUCCCCACCUCAGCGAACUAUUGAAACCAAACAACCCAGAAAUCCUGCCAAGGGCUCUGGCCAGGUGGAAAGUAAACCAGGACCCCUGCCUUCUGUAUCAAAAAAACAGACUUCCAAAGACAAACCCGAGAUGAAGGCAAAAGGCAGGGAGCCUAAGCCUGAAGCUCCUAUGCCCAACCAUCAGGCAGCCGAGCCUGCCCCUAAGGAGAAAAGGAAGCACAAGGGUUCCCAGGCUCCCUCAGGCCCUCAGCUGUCAAAGGACAAAGCUCUAAACAGGAACUCUUUCACUCCACCCCACGGUGGUAGGGGCUGCAGUGGUGGCAGCAGUGGCAGGUCUAGCCACUGCCAACAAAUUGCAAGUGUCCGGGAAGACGGUCAAAAGAGAGACACCGAAUUGCUCUCACCGCUCAGGGACUCUUCACUACCAAUGAGUUUGGUAGAGAAGAUAAACCUAGAUCACCUCACUCGGAUUCCCCAGCCCCUGGGGAAGGGUGGCAGCCCUAGGAAAGCAGAAGACAGGCAGCCGCAAGCAGAUAAGAAGCAAGACUCUGAAAAGAGAGACUGCAAUGGCUCCAGCAGACUGAGCAAGAAGAGAAAGGGCAGCGACUCAGAAAAAGACCGUGCCAGCAAGAAAAUCAGAAGGGAGAAAGAUGUCCAGUCACAUUGUACUUCUUCUUCCUCUUCCCAUACUGAAUCUUCCAAAACAGAGACGUCCAAAAUGCCUUCUCUGCCACCUGUGUCAGCCUCUUCCUCCUCCCAGAAGUCAACCAAAACUGCAGGCAAGAAGCCAAAGCCGGAUGCAGACACCUGUGGUCAGGACCCUCCCAAAAGUGCAGGCAGUGCCAAUGCCAAUGACAAGGACUCUUCUGUUCCCAAGCCCAGAAAAGUGCCGAAAGUGCAGGCCAAGGGCUCGGAAUACAAAGGGUCUUCUAGAGAAGCCACAAACGCGUUCCUAGUGCCUUCUUCGCCAAAGGGUAACUGUAAACCAGGGAAGCCACAAGUGAAACCUUACAUGCAGAAAGCUGACUUUUACAUGAAGGAAGCUCAAAGGUUGAAGUGUAAAGCAGCGGCAAUGACGAAGAAGAUCAAAAAGGCCUUCAAGUAUUUGGAAGCUGUCCUGUCUUUAAUUGAGUGUGGGAUGGCCAUGGAGUCAGAAAGCUCAGUAAAGGCAGCGUACGCUGUCUACUCAGAAACUGAAGACCUCAUUAAGUUCACGAUGUCAUUAAAAUCCUUCUCGGAUGCCACGGUGCCAGCACAAGAAAAGAUAUUUGACGUUUUAUGUUUACGUUGCCAGUCACUGGUGAACAUGGCGAUGUUUCGCUGUAAAAAGGACAUAGUAAUGAAGUAUUCUCACUCUCUUGGUGACCACUUCAACAAUUCUUCUCUGCACAGGUAUUCCGUCCUCCCUCUCCCCAGUGCCUUCUCCUGCCAGAUCUGUCAGGUCCCAGUCAAGUGCUGGUGGGAUGAUGGCCACCGUCAGUGUCCCAGUCACCAUCCAGAACAAGACCUUUGCCUAUUUCACCAUCACAAACCACCUCCUUAA